Messenger RNA from Drosophila rhopaloa, 2082 nucleotides. It is a transcript of the gene Arp5, whose product is annotated as actin-related protein 5. Gene Ontology annotation, cellular component: Ino80 complex; cytoplasm. The record is from RefSeq and is a predicted model, not a curated record. Gene Ontology annotation, biological process: regulation of DNA-templated transcription. The coding region runs from base 81 to 2036 and encodes 651 amino acids. The transcript has 2 exons. Lineage: Eukaryota; Metazoa; Arthropoda; Insecta; Diptera; Drosophilidae.
UACCGCAUUUGUUUACGAAUCGAGGUGUGAAGCGAAACUGAGCGUUUGUCGCAGGAAAACUAGCAUAAUAAACCAUUGAAAUGGCGGAUAGACGUGUCCUUGUCAUCGACAAUGGAUCAUACGAGUGUCGCGUGGGCUGGAGCGAUUCAAAGGAGCCAGAUCUGCGUUUCCGCAACGUACUGACCAAGCCACGCAAGGAUCGCAAGAAGGAGGCUCUACAACAGGGCUCCUCCGAAGGUGCACAACCGGCAGUUGUGGAGGCACCUGCCGAAAUCCAGGUGGGCAACGACAUAACCAACAUCGAGGCGGUGCGGGCCCAUUUAAAGAGUCCCUUCGAGCGGAACGUGAUAACUAACUGGAAUCAUCAGGAGCAAAUCUUCGACUACAUAUUCACCAAGAUGGGUUUCGAGGGGCAGGAGAGGGUUGAUCACCCAAUUGUGCUGACAGAGGCCUUGGCCAAUCCAAACUUUUGCCGGCAGCAGAUGAGCGAGCUGCUCUUCGAGUGUUACGGUAUAAAGGCCGUAUCCUACGGAAUAGAUGCUCUCUAUAGCUGGGAGCACUAUCAGCAAAGGCGUCAAAAGAUAUCAGAUGCUCUGCUUAUUUCCUUCGGCUACAGCACCACCCAUGUAAUUCCCGUUCUCGGAGGAAAAUUGCAAUUGGAGCAUGUGCGUCGUCUGAAUGUGGGUGGCUAUCACAUUAUCACCUAUCUUUUCCGGCUCAUGCAAAUGAAGUAUCCCGUGCAUCUGAAUGCCAUAACUAUCAGUCGAAUGGAAAAACUGGUCCAUGAGCACUGCCACGUUGCCGUGGAUUAUAGGGAGGAGCUAGUGAAGUGGGCCCAAAUGGACUACUACGAUGAGCACAUCAUGAAAAUUCAGCUGCCCUACAACGCGGUGACCGCCACCAAUGCUUUGCUUACAGCUGAGCAAAAGCAGGAGAAACGCCGGGAGCUGGCCCACCGACUGCUAGAAAUCAAGAAUCGCCGCGAGCGAGAGAAGUUGCGCGAGGAUGAGCAACAGUUGUUUGUCUAUAACAAGCUGAGGCAACUGUAUGAACAGCAAAAGCUGGAAAAAUUUGAGCGUGCCCUGCAACAGCAACAAAUCGGUACGCUGGAGGACUUGGAUGCCCUUAUUGCCACCAUAAACUCGCGUAUUAAACGUGCCCAAGACAGAGCACAGAGUGCCCCGCGUCCCAGCAAGCAACAGGAAAAGUUGGACAAAAUGCCCAAGCCCCCAGCAGGUGUCUCCCAAGCGGACUGGCUGGCCGAACUUCAUGGCAAGCGAGAGGAACUACUUGGGCGUAAGCAGGCCCGCCAACAGCAACGUUCGGAGCAGGCCAAACGGCAUACUCAUGCCGCCCAGCAGCGCAUGCGCAUCAUCUCGUCGCUGGCCAAAAGCGAGAAGCGGCGCAAGGCCAACGGCGAGGAGGAAGAUGACGGCUUUGGGAUGAACGACAACGACUGGGAUGUGUACAAGCGGAUUAAUCGCUAUAACGAUGACAGCGACUCGGAUGCGGAUAACGAACAGUUGCUGGAGUUCGAGAAAAUUCUGAGUCAUUAUGACGCCAACUUCGAUGUUAGCAACUCCAAUGCCCAGGCCCAGACUGCCGCGGAAAACUAUCAGCUGCACUUUGGGGUGGAGGACAUCCGCGUGCCGGAGAUCCUGUUCCAGCCCAGCAUGAUUGGCUGUUCGGAGGCGGGUCUAUCGGAAUUGAUAGCCUUCGUGCUAAAGCUCUUUACAGCCGAGGAGCAACAGCGACUGGUGGAGCAUGUCUACCUGACCGGUGGAUGUGCCCAGUUUAAGGGCCUCAAGGACCGUCUCGCCAAGGAGCUGCUGGAGAUGCGUCCGUUCCAAUCGAAGUUUUCCAUCUACGAGUCGGAUGAGCCCAGUCUAAGCGCCUGGCUAGGUGCCUGUGUGCAUGCUGAAGAGCCAAACUUUGGCCACUCGCUAACAACGCGCCAGGAUCACCAGGAGUAUGGCAGCGAGUUUUUCCGGGAGCACAGAGCCAGCAAUCUCUUUUAUCCUACACCAAAAGAUUAAGAUUUAUUUGAAGCCACCGUGAAAUAUAUAAACGCUUAAAACAAAA